GGUAGUCGGUUAACAAAGUGUAUUGUUUUUAUUAUAUGGCUAUAUACAGCCAUACACCGCAUAUAAGUAAUAUAUUCCAUCUUUAUCAUCGGAAAAACAUAUCAAAGAGAUUUGCUGAUAGUAGUCACAAUUUUCUUAAAGUUGAACACCGGUACAAACUACCGCAACAAAUUUAUCCGUAACUUUCGAGUAUUUGCCUUUACACUAUGAGUGCAUUCAGAAAAUCUAUAGCAAAGUGCAUGUAUUUGGCUGAGAGUGGAAUACGCAGGUCCAGUUCUAUGGUUUCCCCCGAUACAAAGCCAGUGCUUUACUCGUAUUGCUACAGUUCUUGUUCCUGGCGAGUACGAAUUGCAUUGGGAUUGAAAAAGAUACCUUAUGAAAUUAGGCCUACAAGUCUUGUUACGAAUAGAGCUAAUGAAUUCACAACCUACACGAAUGAGUACCGAGAACUAAAUCCUAUGCAACAGGUACCAGCGCUACAAAUAGAUGGACAGACACUAUGCGAUUCUGUGGCCAUUAUGCAUUACCUGGAUGAAACACGACCGCUGCAUCCGUUGUUGCCACAGGAUCCGCACAAGCGAGCCAAAGUGCGCGAGAUUGUUGAGAUUAUAUGCUCUGGUAUUCAGCCGCUGCAAAACCGACUAGUAUUGUCACACCUGGGCAAGGACAAGAGCAGGGAGUGGGCGCAACAUUGGAUAUCACGUGGCUUUCGUGGUCUGGAAAAGGUGCUUUCGCUCUCAUCUGGGAAAUACUGUGUGGGCGAUGAAAUAUCCAUGGCUGAUUGCUGCCUUGUUCCACAAGUUUUCAACGCCAGAAGGUACAAAGUUUCCUUGGAUCCUUAUCCUACAAUUUUGCAGCUCGACCACAGUUUGACUACUAAUGAAACUAUUCGCGCCAGCCAUCCACACAGUCAACCAGACUGUCCGCCGAAGUUGGCAAAUAAAUAAAAUAUUAUUUUAAACAACUCAUAAUCCACAAAUUCGUCUGAAUUCCACAUCCACCUGUAAUUCUCUUAACUAUCUAGUUAUGCCUGCAUUUAAACGAAGCGAAUCAACAAAUAAAAUUGUCUUUAAUAUUA
Drosophila montana is the source of this 1078-nucleotide messenger RNA. Its product is annotated as probable maleylacetoacetate isomerase 2. Gene Ontology annotation, molecular function: glutathione transferase activity; maleylacetoacetate isomerase activity. Bases 207 to 947 code for a protein of 246 amino acids. Gene Ontology annotation, biological process: glutathione metabolic process; L-phenylalanine catabolic process. Gene Ontology annotation, cellular component: cytoplasm; mitochondrion. NCBI's taxonomy places the organism in Eukaryota, Metazoa, Arthropoda, Insecta, Diptera, Drosophilidae. The transcript is spliced from 3 exons. The record is from RefSeq and is a predicted model, not a curated record.